UAGAGAAAAUAUGAUGCUUGAUGUCUUUACUUAUAAUUUGGAUAUUAUUUUGUCAAUAAUAGUUUUUGCUGUCAUUAAUCAAAUUGUGGCAAUGGAAGAAGCUACGUUGAUCAUUAGACCUUGUGGGCAUGAUUAUUGUCAAGAUUGUGCACUAGAUAAGAAGAACAGUAAUAAAAAAAUGUGCUCAUGUGGAUAUGGUAUCAAAAAAAUAGUGAUUGGUAUUGAUAAUAAAAAAAAAUUAGAGGAUUGUGCUAUUUGUUUAUCAAGAGAAUCGGAUGUCAUGUUUGAAAAUUGCAAGCAUUUUUUUUGCAAUUUUUGUACGAAUAGACUGAUAUACAAAAACGAUUUAAGUUGUCCAACUUGCAGAGGAGAAGUUAUGGAUUAUGUUGGUUUAGUUGAUUUAACACGUAAAGAAGCAUUAGUGCAAGAUAAUGGAGAUCCGCAAGAUAUUUGCCAGUCGUGCUAUGGAGAAAUAUGUGUUGUUAAAAUAAGACCUUGUCGUCAUCGUUUGUGUGAAAGUUGUUAUGAAACAAUACGCCAGUAUAAUUUUGAAUGUCCAAAAUGUUCCCAUUCUAUAACUAGGUUUGAUCCUAUAGCUGAUUAUGAAGCAUGUAUAUUUUGCAAUUCAGAGCAUCAAUCAUGGCUUAUUAAACCUUGUCACCAUGAAAUUGGUAGUUCCUGCUUUACUCAAGUGAUGAAUAAAAAUCAACUUUGUCCGAAAUGUAAAAUUAAAAUUGAUAGUAGCUAUAAUAUAGAAUGUAUUUUUUGUCACGAAGAAAAAAUGUCAGUCAUUUUAUUUCCAUGUUGUCAUAAGAUUGGUCAUGAAUGUAAAAAUCGAAUCCCUAGUCAUUCUUUUAACUGUCCAAUAUGCCAAAAUAAAAUAGAAAAACUUGUAGAUAUAGAAAGUUUUGAAAACUGUAUUUUGUGUUUCGACGAAAAGCCAAGUGUAACUCUUGAUCCAUGCACUCAUCAAUUUGGAAACUCCUGUUCUAUAAUUUUAAAACAAAAAAAAUUCAAUUGUCCAAUUUGCAGAAGACCUAUUGAUAAUUUUAUUGACUUAGAUGAAACACGAAAUGUUAUUCAUCCUCAAAGUUGUGAUGAUUAUGAAUUGAUGCAAAUGUUACUACCAAUUUUAUACAUGUAAUCUUUCAGCUGUAUUUUUAAUUUAAUUUUCUAUUUGUAUCAGUUUUUCUAUGAAUAUUUUAUCUAAAAAAAAAUGUUUUAACACCCUGAACCAUACAUCAUAGCUGGUCUCUAUACGGUCUUAUAGAUUUAGUAGUUUUCAUCAAUUUAAAUAAUAAUUAGAAAUUGAAAAGUGAAUUUUGUUUUGGUUAAUUUUAAGUUUAUUUAUUCUGUAUUUAUUAUCUGUAUUUAAGUUUAUAAUAAACAACAAAUAGAUUUGA
Molecule: messenger RNA, 1403 nt
Organism: Daktulosphaira vitifoliae (grape phylloxera)
Lineage: Eukaryota; Metazoa; Arthropoda; Insecta; Hemiptera; Phylloxeridae
Exons: 12
Coding region: 11-1144 (377 amino acids)
Biological process (GO): protein ubiquitination
Molecular function (GO): ubiquitin protein ligase activity
Source: RefSeq, a predicted model, not a curated record